AUGAAUUCUUUCUCUUGGGAGAUACAGGAGGAUCGUUUCGAUGAUGUUGAGUCGGAAAUGGACGAAAAGUUAUCCGCCUACGAAGACGAUCUUUACAUUGAUGACCCCGGAAUCGUCGAGCAUGAAAAAUUAGAUGAAAUAACGAUUACAAAUUAUUCGCCACUGAGGCUGUCUACUAUAGCGGAAGAAUCAAAUAUUGUAGCAGAAGGAAAUGAAAUUGGUGCUCGAAAAACUACGUAUGUUGACUCAAUCUUCGGACCUGGUUUAAGAGAAAAAUUAAGUGGUGAAAAUGAGGAUGUAGUGGAGAGAAGUCCAUCGUUUAAAAGAGGACGAGAAGCUCUUAACAUGCUGCAGCAUGAUCAGGAAUCAUUUUGUAAGCAGCAGCAACAGUUGGUACAAGAUGGUUUUGGUGUCGACAGGCCAUGCCUGGAGAAAGAGAAUAGUUGGGAGCCAUCCAUUCAUUCUUCACUCCCACCAUCACCAAAAAUCUGCGUCAGUGAACUUGCUGCUUUCAACAUGACAGAUUCUCAUUUGAUACCCACCACAUUGCCUCGAAAAGAAACAAAUCAGGAUAUUAAAAGCACACCACCGGGUAUUUCCUCGCACAUGCGACGUUUGAAGAGAAAGAAUGAACCAAAACAGAAUUUUGGCGGACCCAAAAUGUCUACUCCUAAAUCAGCAGAAACUUCGCUUCGAGCUUUAAGUAUAAAUUGCAUCUCAUCAAUUUAUCCGGAAACAACUUCGCCUCAAUCGAUUCGAGGAAUGAAUUUGAAAUUCAGUGGUCCUUUCCCAGUGGCACGCAGAAUGUCCAUGGUCACGGAAGAACCAUCGUUAAGCAGUUCUGCUAUCGAUAGAGUUCUUGAGAAGGAAAAUUUUGACAAUGAUGACGCACUCGUUGAAGCCUUGUUACAAGCUAAAACACGACCUCGUCUGAAACUGAAUUUUCCCGAAGAGAUUGUAGGAAAACGACCUGAAACAGAUGAACAAAUAGAACUUUCUUUAAGAAGGCGUGAAGGAUCAGCUGAUGAUUCUAAUGCUAAUGGUCAUAACCAAAUGAAAAAUGUAACUACCAGAUAUGACCGUUCGGGCAUAACCAACAAAACGAAAAAGCUAAAAACUGUACAAGAGUUGAAUUUAUUGCGAGAGAUUAGUAAUACUGCAGAAGAUUUGUCACAAUCUGCAAAAACGAAGUGGAAAAGUGAGGCAUGCAGUGAUUGCUCGCUUCGACACAUCGAUGCGGAAAAUCAAGGCAAAUUCCUGUCAUGUGAUCAGUCUUUUGUUUAUUUUGGAUUUGUCGAUGUCAAAUGUCGUGUAAAUAGAUCAGUUAGAUUGCGAAACAUCAGCUCAAAAUCAUUGAAUCUCAAGCUACAGUUGCAUAGCAUGAGUAGAGGAUAUGAUUUGUUGGAGCAGGGCAUUAUUGUGUUGAAGCCUCAAGAAAUUCAUUUGGUUCAUGUCAUAUUUCAACCUCCCUUUGGAGCUUGUUUUCAAAAUACUCUAACUAUCAGAGUUCUCAACGCAGAGCAUAUUAAUUAUUCCAUCCCUUUGCUCGGUAGUGGUGGUAUUGCUGCUUUACGCAUUUUAACACAAUCUGGACUCACUAUGCUGCGUGAUGGCUCAUUUGUUCUGACAGCUCAAGGAGUUACAAAUAUUUGUUUCGAUGUUGAAAAUAGGGGUCUAAGAGAUGCAUUUGUGCGGGUGGUUGUAGUAAAUAAAGAGACAAAAAAAGCUAUCAGUGGAUGCACUAUUGCGCCAUCUGACUGUGUUUCCAUCUUGCAUCGCAGCAAACAAAAGUUUAGUAUUGAGGUUCCUUCCCUCUGUGGCGAAGAAAACAAUGGUAAUUCAAAUCCCUCAUUUCCUUUCUCUUCGUUUUCAAUGCCUUUAGUAGCAGGGAACACUCAAUACUAUGUUCAGCUGCUGUGGGGCGAAGAAGCACAAAGACGUCGACUUAAAAGAUAUGAAAAUAUGAAAUGUGCGAAUUUUGCUUUCAAUGGGCUUACUUUUACGAAAUGUAAAUUCAUAAAUGAAAUGGAAUGUAAAUCUACAGCUUCCGAAGAUGCUUUUUAUGGUCCUUAUGAUCGUGAUGCCUUCGAAUUGGGAUUGAGAAUAACUUUGAUAUCGGUUGUGGAUAAUCGGCUUUCCUUGUUAUCCCGGAAUAGUUGUCUUCCGCAUAGGGAAAUCCAUACUGAAAGUGUCAUUCUCGAACCAAAUGCAGCCUUGUCACCAACAGUUGGCAACAAAAGUGUUGUGGAGGACGUUUCUACCAUUUUUACUGCUAGUCGUGUGUUAUAA
Brugia pahangi is the source of this 2289-nucleotide messenger RNA. The record is from the annotation of a GenBank genome assembly. NCBI's taxonomy places the organism in Eukaryota, Metazoa, Nematoda, Chromadorea, Rhabditida, Onchocercidae.